Molecule: messenger RNA, 3765 nt
Organism: Drosophila takahashii
Lineage: Eukaryota; Metazoa; Arthropoda; Insecta; Diptera; Drosophilidae
Gene: Syt14
Product: Synaptotagmin 14
Molecular function (GO): phospholipid binding
Source: RefSeq, a predicted model, not a curated record
UUUCCAUCCAGUAUAAGGGCAACUCAUCUGAACGCAGUUGAAAUAAAUCACGAGUCCUAGCCCGUUUAUUAUCUUAUUUAUAAAACGCCCGCUGUCCGCUUCGCAAGACUUAAAAAAUAGUCAGACGAAUUCACGAAUACGAAAGGGAUUGUUAGAAUAUUGGAAUUUACCCUUUUUUUAAAUUUGUUAAACAAUUUGGCAAAGUUGAGUCUCAAAAAUCGGUUUCGUGAAUACGUUGAAACAAAUAAAACGGCUUUUGGACUCCACGGUUCCCAAACGACUUAUAUGCUUUGAUCCCCAGCCGUCGUCCUGUGAAAAAUCGAUUCCAGUUAUCCUGUGCCACUGAGCUGUCAUAUUCCCGAGCUUUGGCCUUACAUUGAAGUGAAUGGAGAAAUCUUGUGCGACAAGCCGUUUGGUCCUGGUGCAAUGAAUUUAAAGUAAAGGACCUUGUUUUCGGCGGGAUUCUCGCAUGAGCCAAAAUGAUUGUUACAUCCGCUUCUGGCCUGGAUAGCACUCCGACGUUGGGCACAGUCGAGGUGACUACGCUGCUGGGCGCCUUUUUCGGCGUCCUCGUUCUGCUGCUCCUACUGUUCCUGUACAUUAGUCGAAAGUGCUGCUUCCACUACCGCCAUGCCAUCAACUGCUGCGACGAGCGGCACUUGGCGGCCAAGUGCGUGCAGAAGAUCACACGGAAGCGGCGCUACGAGAACACCAGUUCCGACUCGGAAGAGGACAUCCUACGGCGCCUGCGGUGGCACCAGCAGCACCAGCUGGCCGAGAAGCCAGGCGGCUACGGGCUGGGGAUCAGUCAAGCUAAUCCGCUGACGGCACAGAGUUUCAAGUAUCACCAGACCGGAGCUGACCUGCAGCGGGUGACGGUGACGCGUGACCCCUUGGCCAUCGCCGAGCGCGGCAAGGUCGGUAUCCCGUCGUCGCACAGCGAGUGCAGCUCGAACGACUCCAUGGAGGCCUCAGUGGACAGUCAUACCGGCAUCCUGACGGGCGUGAGCAAAGCCACAACCCAUCACCCGGCGACAUCUUUCCGCAAUCCGUGUGCAGAACACCGAGCCAAGACGCAGGCUCUGAGGUACCAACACAGAGUGGAGGUCGCUGCUCCUCCACCCAAGAUAGAAAAGGAGCGGGACAAUGUCAUAGUGGUGCCAAUGUCCAGUACCUACAGUUCCAGCAACAACAACAACUCGAGUGCUACCAGUAACAACAAUACCAGCAGCAACAACAACGAUGACGAACCCCUGUUCGACACCAGCGACCUACGCUCGAUUAAGUCAGAUGACCUAUUGGUGGGGGUUGAUACCAAGGGCGCAUCCGUCCAGCGCGGACCCAUAGAGCUGGAAUUGUCGCUGCUGUACGACGCUCCCAUGCGGAAGAUGACGGUACAUGUGAUGCAGGCCAGAAGCCUUCCGCCCUUGAGCAGUGGUCAGCCCACCCACACGCAGGUGCGGAUGUUGAUGCUGCCCAGCAAGAAGCAAAAGCUGAAGACGAAAAUUCGCAGCGGAGAGAACCCCCAGUACAUGGAGAGCUUCCUGCUGCACCGCGUCAACCCGGAAGAGGUGAACAACAUGGGUCUCCGGGUGCGGCUAUACGGCUGCGAGCGGCUACGGAAGGAGCGGCUAAUUGGGGAGGCCUACGUAAGCUUCGCUACCGUGGACCUGGAGCUGGAGACGAAUCUUUGGCUGCCACUUGAGCCCCGUAACACCUCCUCGGGCCUGGGCUCCACCAGCGACCUGCUGAGCCUUGCGCGGUCGGAGAGCGCCGGCUCCACCUCGUCCAUGCAGCACGGGGGCGUCUCCGAGCUGCUGCUGGGCCUCAGCUACAACGGGGUCACCGGGCGGCUAAGCGUGGAGAUCAUCAAGGGCAGCCAGUUUCGCAGCUUGUCGCUAAACAAGGCGCCGGACACGUACGUUAAGAUGGUAAUGGUCAGCAGUAUAGGGCAGGAGAUAUCUCGGGCCAAGACUUCAACCCGAAGGGGCCAGCCUAAUCCUCUUUUCAAGGAGACAUUCGCCUUCCAGGUAGCUCUGUUUCAGCUCAACGACGUCACUUUGAUGAUCUCCGUGUACGCCAAGCGGCACAUGAAGAAGAACGAGAUGGUCGGCUGGUUCAGCCUCGGCCUGAACUCGUCCGGAUCGGAGGAAGUGGCCCACUGGGCGGAUGUGUGCGAGAUGCCUAAGGGCGAGAUGCUGGCCCGUUGGCAUGUGCUGGUGGAUUCCUGAUUCGAGCAGCUGGGCCAGUCCUCGGGACGCAGCGGAAGGGCCCUACGGAAGCUGGGUUUCACUGCGUUCAAGGACCGGUCCCGCGAGAAGGUUUCGAGGGAGUCGCGCCUGGAGGACGACGCUGUUCAAUUCCCUGCAGACAAUGCGGUUGCAGUCGAUAUUGAGCCGGGCCUGGAACUUGACUUUGUUUGAAGCAAAGGUCGGUGUUUGUGAUUUGUUUUUACGAGGGUUGAUGCACAUAUGACGGCUGGAGUCGUCGAGUGUUUAGCCCGGGGUGUUACCGACCAAAUGGUCUGGAUCAUCCGAUCAAUCUUGCCCAGACUGGGCCAUGAAAUAUUUGUAAUUUGGAAUCAAUUUGGCACACAUUUUCUUCAUAAAAUGUGAGAAAUAUGAACAACUAAAAAGGAAUAACAUAGAAUAUCGAAAUUUUAUACGCAAUGGCAUGGCACCUAAAGUGCAUACCAGUACUUAAAUUACUACUCAAAAUUUGAAUUUUAUGAUUGUUUGUGAUAAAGAAUACUAAAUGAAUAACCUGAGAGGCGAAAAAGAGAAUGAAUUGAAGAUAUUGUGUGUACAUCUGUGCAUCUGCUCUAAUUUACGGAUAAGUGACGAAUUUUUGUAAUUAACCUUUCUGCAUCUUAUAUUUAAAUAUUAAGCCCGGCAUAGGCUGCCCAAAGUCUGUUAAGACUAGCACUUUUUUAUUACCGAAAUAUAAAAACAGAAAAUACAUAUGUAGGAAAAAUUGAAGUCAAUACUUGCAUACAUACAUACCUGGAAUAUUACAUACCUUAACAAAACUAACUCUUGAUAUUUUGAUCAAGAGCAAUGCGCAUGUUCCAGUUUUGAUAUUCAGAAAUAGACACAAAAAGUAUCGGUACCUUAAAAUUCAUACGCACAAAGACAUCUUCUACACCCGAAGAUAAGUUGACAAAAAAAUUAAAACAUCUGCAAUACAAGCAAGAUGUUUCGCGAGUUGUAGAGACGCAGAAGGAUUUUAUUAGAGCUUUAUUUCUAAUAAGGCAUUGGAAAAAUGAGCUGGAUACUUAGGGUUUUCAGAUAGUAUACCCGACGACAAGGUCGGUGUGGCUGGAAUGUUUAAGGAUCUCUGAAGGGAGACAAUUUUGUUUCUGCAUUGAACUGCAUGAAUUACAUAAGUUUAACUUAUAUUGGAGAAAAAUGAAAGCUUUAACAAAUAUCUAAACUAAUUUAUUUUUAAAGUCAAGUUAGAUCGAAACAUAAAAAACCAGAAUUAUUAAGCUAUUGCCAUACGCAUACGAGAAACUUAAUAUUAAUUUCUUUGUGAAACCAUAUGAAUGUAUUUUGCCAUUCAUAGUAUUUAUAUCUUUUAAAAUCUGUAUGUUUUGAGUGUCGAAUAUUUUAUAACCGCAAUUCAAGUGAAUGUGUGUUUAAUGUUACAACAAAUUCGAUAGUUAAGCUAAAUCUACAACUUAAUUUUGGACGGAACGCAAGGCUAAAUAUAAUAAACUAACCGAAAUUCCCAAAGAGUAAACUGCGAUUAGCCUCGCCGCGAAAU